Molecule: messenger RNA, 1517 nt
Organism: Gambusia affinis (western mosquitofish)
Lineage: Eukaryota; Metazoa; Chordata; Actinopteri; Cyprinodontiformes; Poeciliidae
Gene: ppp1r3c2b
Product: protein phosphatase 1 regulatory subunit 3C2, duplicate b
Exons: 3
Coding region: 550-1404 (284 amino acids)
Biological process (GO): regulation of glycogen biosynthetic process
Cellular component (GO): protein phosphatase type 1 complex
Molecular function (GO): glycogen binding; protein phosphatase 1 binding
Source: RefSeq, a predicted model, not a curated record
UGACACUGUCCGACCAGCUUCAGCCGACGUCUUUGUAACGUUUUUGGCUUUUGUUCAGAUGUCGGUUUGCACAUUUCAGACCAAAACGCAGGAAUUUGUUGGUGAUCCAUAUAACCCCAACUUUUGAACUCCAUGGAUCACACAGGUCCUACCACCUCACAGCUUACAGCAUUUAUAGGAUCUACUGCAAACAUCUUGGUGUCAGAUACCACAAUAAACCUUCAGGAGUGUAGUGGUGUCCAGGACCAACGCACUAUUAUUAGUUGGCUGGUCAUAAUGUUACGUGUAAAUAUUGUAAGAGCAAAAAAAAACACAAACAUCUCUUUGUUGGACCUGAUUGGUCAGGAUACUGAACUGGGCAGAGCCUUCUCUACUGUAUUGAAUGAGCUGGUAAAAAUAGGAGUCGGUCUCAGCUGGUACUGGGGAGAGAGGGAUAACUCAGACUAUCGGCCAGCCUCCUGAGCUUGAGAGUUAGCUUACCCACUGAGGUUAAACAUCACCAUCACUCUGCCAGCAUGGAGAUGUCAAGUCCAGCGUAAUGUUCUGCCAAUGGUUGGCCUGGGCUCCAUGGCUCACUCAGCGGGUCUUGUGGAGAUCGCAGUGCGACUGUGCUUGAACCAGCGUGAACACUUGUGUCCCCACGUGUGGGUUCCCAUCUUGAAGCCUCAGCGGCCCUGCAUCCGACCCCCGGCAACAGAUCAGCUCCCCGUCUACGUCGCCAACCAUCUGAGUCACCCCUUCUCACCUUUCUUGAGUGACCUGGAAGAUGAUUAUGAUGAUGGCGACAUUUUGAUACCGGUCAAGAACAGACGUGUGGUAUUUGCGGACAAGCUGGGUUUCUCCCUGACGGCCGUGCGUGUGUUUUCCCACGAGGAGGAUCAGCGUGACCUGGGCCCACUGCCCUCCCUGCAGGGUUUGGGGAGCAUGACGGGGGACGGAUACAGCUGCACCGUCAGCACCUGCUGCCCGGGGACGCAGCUCAAGCUGGGCUUCCCGCAGCCCUCGCUGGACUUCCAGUCCUUCCGAGCCAAGCUCGCCGAGAGCAUGGUCACCCUGGAAAACUGCGCCGUCACCGAACAGGCCCUGCAAGGCAGCGCGCGAGUCAGAAACCUCAGCUUCCAGAAGGACGUGCGCGUGCGCAUCACCUUUGACUCCUGGUACAGCUACAGGGACGUCCCCUGCACGUACCUGCAGAAACGCUUCGGAGGACCCCAGACAGACAUCUUUGAAUUUGAUAUAGCGAUUCCUAAAGUGUUGGACGCCAAGAGGAAGAUAGAGUUUUGCCUAAUGUAUCUGCCCGCAGGGCACAGAGAGCCAUUUUGGGACAACAACGACGGGCAGAACUACAGCAUCUUGGUGUGUGUGAAUUCACAUCUCUGCCAGGGGAAAAGCGAAAGGGAAUGAGAAGUAGCUGAAUAUGCCGUCGCUAUUUAGCUUCUUCUUCAUAUAAUAACGUACUUUUCUAGCUUGAAAGUGUUUGUUUUUGUGCUUUGUUCAAAUAAAUCUCCGUUCUUCCA